GGGACUCGUCUUCUUUUCAUCACAGACAGAACAAAGUACCUCAAUCCAGUAUUGAAGUUUUCUUACUUGGCUCCCUCCCACCUUUAGGAUACUCGUGCCACCACUUUCUCUCUUUCCACGAGUGGGCCGGCGCAUCCAAUCCACUGGAGGUCUCCGGAGCGGCGGGGGAGGGACGCCUGCUUGCGGGAUACCCUCUCACUCACUCGCUCGCUCCUCUCCCUCAUUUUCGCUUCGCUCCCACGAAGGCACACACACGAUACGAGAGAGCAGGAGAGAACCGCACUGAAAACGAGAGAGAGAGAGAGAGGGAGAGAGAGAGAGAGAGAGAGAGAGAAAGAGAGAGAGAGAGAGAGAGAAAAGGGGGACUACUGCCGUGGAACAGGAACUUUUUCUUCCGUGGAGCACAACAUCCAUCGGCUGGGUCUUUCAAAAGGAUGAGGCCGUGUCAAGCCUGGAGAAGCGAGCUGCUGCUGCUGCUGCUGCUGGUUCUACUGGGAGUUCUGGGGGCUACGGCGCAGAAGCUGCCCACGCGAGAUGAGGGACUUUUCCAGAUGCAGAUCCGAGACAAAUCCAUCUUCCACGACUCGUCUGUCAUUCCCGACGGAGCUGAGAUCAGCGGCUAUCUUUUCAGGGACACGCCCAAAAGGUACUACUUUGUGGUGGAGGAAGACAACACGCCGCUGUCGGUGACGGUGACACCAUGCGACGCGCCACUGGAGUGGACGCUGACGCUACAGGAGCUGCCUGAGGAGGCCAGCGGCGAGGCGUCAGGGGAGCCCGAGCCAUUGGACCAGCAGAAGCAGCAGGUGACGCUGGACGAAGGCACGGAGCUGUUCACCUACAAGGGCAACGACGUGGAAUCCUACGCGGCCGCCAGCACGCCGUCCGGCCUCUACCAGCUGCAGCUGCUGUCCACAGAAAAGGACAGCAACUUCAAGGUGUACGCCUCCACCACGCCGGAGUCCGACCAGCCCUACCCGGAACUGCCGUACGACCCCCGCGUGGACGUCACCUCGCUGGGUCGAACCACCGUCACCCUGGCCUGGAAGCCCACCCCCACGGGCUUCCUGAUGGGCCAGCCGGUGCAGUACUGCGUGGUCAUCAAUAAAGAGCACAACUUUAAGAGCAUGUGCGCCGCCGAAGCCAAGAUCGGCGCCGACGCCGCCUUCAUGCCGGCUCCCAAGCCCGGCAGGGACUUCAGCCCGUUCGACUUCGCCCACUUCGGCUUCGUCCCGCAUCCCGGCAAAGGCCCGAUGAGCAACAAGAUCUCGCGGGCGUACCCGCCGGCCAAGCCCAGAACGUCGGACAUUCACAAGUUGUGCAUCGGAAACAAGAACAUCUUCACCGUUUCCGAUCUGAAGCCCGAUACGCAGUACUACUUUGACGUGUUCGCCGUCAACUCGGCCAGCAACGCCAGCACGGCCUACGUGGGCACCUUCGCCCGCACCAAGGAAGAAGCCCGGCAGAAGACGGCGGAGCUCAAGGACGGCAGAGUGUCGGACGUUUUCAUCAAGAGAAAAGGCAGCAAGUUCCUCCGUUUUGCUCCCGUGUCGUCGCACCAGCGGGUGACCCUUUUCGUGCACACCUGCUUGGACGCCGUGCAGGUGCAGGUGAGGCGCGACGGCAAGCUGCUGCUCUCGCAAAACGCCGAGGGCGUGCGGCAGUUCCAACUGCGCGGCAAGCCCAAGGCCAAGUACCUGAUCCGCCUGCGCGGAAGCCGCAAGGGCGCCUCCACCCUCAAGGUGCUGGCCACCACCCGAGCGGGCAGCAAGCAGCCUUUCCCGUCCCUGCCCGAGGACACCCGCAUCAAAGCCUUCGACAAACUCCGCACCUGCUCCUCAGUCACCGUGGCCUGGCUGGGAACGCAAGAACGGAACAAAUACUGCGUCUACCGCAAGGAAGUGGCCGACGACUACGGCGAGGAGCAGAGGCGGCGCGAGCAGAACCGCUGCGCCGGGCCCGAGACGCGACGCAAGUCCGAGAAGGUCCUGUGCAAGUACUUCUACAGCCCCAACCUGCACAAGGCGGUCACCACCGAGACGGUGGCGGGCCUGGAGCCCGGAAAGACUUACCUGCUGGACGUCUACGUGGUGGCGCACAGCGGCCACUCGGUCAAGUACCAGAGCAAACUGGUGAAAACGAGGAAGUACUGCUAAAAGUGACUACGCACAGAGGAAGAAAUCUAUUAUAAAUAUAUCUAUGGAAUAAGUUUAUUUAACUCUUUUUGAAAGAUACACGGACUGACUACUCACUGUCGCUGGAGACAUCCAUCCGCCUGUAUAUUUAUGUUUACAUUCGACAUCGUGGGCAGGCUUUGGCUUUCAUCGGCGCUGCGUGACUCUUGACUAUCGGAAAUCCAAAAAACAAAAAACAAAAAAGUGACUGAUUGUUGUUGGGGUUUUUUUUUUUUUUUUCGUGGAACACACACACUCACAUACACACAAAAUUCAAGUUUUGAGGGCGGGGCUUCAAAUCUGGGCAUUUCUACGUGGAGUUCUCCCAGUGCUUGUGUGGGUUACAAUGUGUCCUUUUUUUUUUUUUUGACCCGGUUCCGUGCCAAAUCACCCCAAAAAAGUCAGAUUUUGAUUUGAAUGAAACCUGUCGUACUUGUUGAUCGUUACGGCACAACACAAAAUCCCAAAUUUUAGGUCAAUCACAUGUUCGCUAAAAUAAAUAAAAGUUUCAGAUGUGUGUUUUUUUUUUUUUUUGUUCAGCACAGUAAUGGGAGUCUGAGAGAGACAUUUCAUGCGAAACUGUCCCGAUGGAAAAGAAAAUUGUCAAGGUCACGCGGUUCACAAGGUCAAUUUCAAGGUCAAAUGAUGGGUCAAAAGGUCAACUAACUAAAAUAUGUGCCAAUCUUCUCAAUGGUCACAGAGUCGGAAUCCUUGUGGAAUUUCCUUCCUAACAAUAUCUGUUUUGUGAAAAUUGACCCCAUAGUUCCGGAGGUAUGACAAAGGGAAGGUGGCCACGCCCCCUUUUGGCCAAACUAAUUACAAAUUGGCUACAGGCCGUAGCUCCCAAACCUCUGCUUCCAUUGACCUAAAUUUUGAGAUUUAGUGUUGUGUCAUCACUACCAACAAGUACACCAAGUUUCAAUUCAAAUAUUUUAUUUUUAUUUUUUUUACACAACUAUCUGUACUUUGACUUCCACAGCGUGACUACUUUUGCCACCGCUGCAUGACACAAUCAGACCGGAACGCCAUCACGAUGCAUCAAACGAUCCACCCGCCGUAUUAUCUCAAAGCCAAAUGUGUGUAAAAUGUUAUUGUACAGUGUUGCCUCACUAUCUCACAGAUUUCUUUUUUUUUUUUAAGCAAUCAUUUUCGUUGUAAUGCCUUUGCAUGCCGGAAAGGACAGCCACAGUCGGCGACGCACUUUUUUUUUCAGCCAUCUAAGAAAUGGCGGCUGAACAGUAAAACACAUAAACGUUGCUGCUGUCGGCCACAGCUCACGCAGAGACGCUCAGUUGGAGACUCGGCAACGUUACAAUAUGUACAGUAUUUUCUGUACAUUUUUAUGCUGGCAAUUUUGUUGUUGUUGUUGUUGUGUUCAAAUUUGUACGAUGUGUUUCAAAAGUGCGUUUUAAUAAGUUCAAAUGUGUUCAAAGCAUGUGUGACGGGUCAAACUAUAACAAAGCUUUUAUACCGUCUCUCUAUACUGCCGAUUUUCACCUGUUGUGAACGUGUCCCGUUUGUUAUUUAGUGCUAGAUUAAAAAAAAAAAAAAAACAAAUAAGAACAUAAUCAGUCACUUUUUUUUCAUUUUUGGCAGAUUUUUCGCUGGCCAAGUGAAAAUCGAAAGAAUAAUACACGGAUCCAGGAUGCUAUCUUGUACAGACGGACUUUUCGCUCCACCAAGUUGUACCGAGACUUUUAAAUUAUUUUCUAUUUUUUCUCUGUGUGGUUUUUUUUCUUUCUUUCUUGAUGACGUGUUCCCAUGACAUUCCCUUGUGUAAUCGCUCUCUGUAACUGUGUCCCGUGCUUGGCAAAUGUUGCGCUAUUAUCACUGUAUCAAUGUGCGAGUGCGUGUGUGUGCGUGCGUGUGUGAGUGAGUGAGUGUGUGUCACGUGUACAAAGUUGUCCUGCCAAAUAUUCAUGUACAUAAACACUAAAUAUAGAAGACGUAAUCCCUGUGUCA
Molecule: messenger RNA, 4136 nt
Organism: Hippocampus zosterae (dwarf seahorse)
Lineage: Eukaryota; Metazoa; Chordata; Actinopteri; Syngnathiformes; Syngnathidae
Gene: ndnf
Product: neuron-derived neurotrophic factor
Exons: 4
Coding region: 435-2156 (573 amino acids)
Biological process (GO): extracellular matrix organization
Molecular function (GO): protein binding
Source: RefSeq, a predicted model, not a curated record